Lactuca virosa is the source of this 1495-nucleotide messenger RNA. Lineage: Eukaryota; Viridiplantae; Streptophyta; Magnoliopsida; Asterales; Asteraceae. The record is from the annotation of a GenBank genome assembly.
AUGGGUCAGCUAAAAUACAUACAAUUCCGCCAUUGUUUUCCAACAUCUCGGUUACCAGGUGGAAAGCUUCAAAUCAGACGAGAACCAGUUAUGAAUAACAGCAACGACGAAGUUACGCUAAAUGGCGGGAAAAUCGAACCGGUGCCUCCUCCAUUACCUGGUUCAUCAACAACAUCCAUCAAUCCUCCGAAGGGCUGCAUAAUGAGCAAAAACAGGUCAUCAUGGAUUCGAAGUGAUUGUUGCGUCUCUUCACCAACAAAUGAAUCAUGGAAUCGUCUCUUUGACGAAGCUUACAGAGCAGAUGUUAAGAUCUAUACAGAUAAUGACAUAAUCAUCUAUGCUCAUGCCAAUAUUCUUGGUUUCACAUCUCCUGUUUUCAGAAGCAUGUUUACGAAAUCAAAAAACAGGCAUCGGAUCUCAAUUCGUGGGGUUCCACCAGAGGCUGUUCGUACCUUCAUUCGAUUCUUGUACACUUCAUGCUAUGAAGCAUCACAAAUGGAGAAACACGUACUCUCUCUACUGGUCCUUUCACAUGCUUUUGCAGUACCUCAAUUGAAACGAGAGUGCGAGUCUCAUAUUGAACACGGAUUUCUGAAUGUGGAGAAUGUAAUCGAUGUGUUUCAGCUAUCAAUGCUAUGUGAUGCUCCUAGGGUUAGUCUCAUCUGCCAUCGAUUUGUCCUAAAGAACUUCAAACCAGCAUCAUCUUCUCCAGGAUGGAAAGCCAUGAGAACUAGUCAUCCAAAACUUGAAAAGAAACUUCUCGAAUUCAUCAGGAAUGAAGAUCGCAGACGAAAACGGAAGGUGAGAAAGAUGAAAGAAAGGAAGGUUUAUUUACAACUAUAUGAAGCGAUGGAAGCACUAGUUCAUAUAUGCAAAGAUGGGUGUAGGACAAUAGGCCCACAGGAUAAAGCGUUGAAAGAAGAUCAAGAACCUUGUAGAUAUGCAGCUUGCAAAGUGCUUGAAUCUCUUCUUCGCCAUUUUGCUGGAUGCAAAUUGAGAGUUUCUGGUGGAUGUGGUCAUUGCAAACGAAUGUGGCAGAUUUUGGAGUUACAUGCUCGUAUAUGUGCUGAUUCAGAAGGUUGUAAGGUUCCUUUAUGUAGGAAAAAUAAGCAGAAGAUUGCGAAAGAAAUGAAGAAGAAAAGAAAGAGGAAGGAGGAGAUGAAGUGGAAAAUAUUGGUGGGGAAAAUUUUGAGGACAAAGAGUAUUACAGGAGGUCCGCAUUUCAAGUUGGCGUGAAAUAAUAUUCAUAAAGUUCAAAAUAGUUGUCGUUUUGUACAUAUAAUCGUAUGCAAGAACAAAGAUUAAAGGGUAUGAUUGUUCUUGUUUGGAUUGUACAUCGAAAUCUUUCAUGAAUCAACAUCAAAAUAUUUAGGAUGAGAAGAAUAUAAAGAAUGUUAGAAAUCUAAAAUCUUCUGUCAUAUGGGAACAUUGGUAUAUGCUUUUGUCUGAAAUAUAUUUGCAUUUGGUCGGAUGAUGUUAAUUUAAAGUUCGCAAC